GGGGGGGAGAGGUGGGUAUUGCAGGAGGUGGGGAAGGGGAGGGGGGUUUCCCGGAUAAAGCAAAGUCUUCCCGCAUCCCCGCCCCGUGGCCAGACUUGGGCAGGGAUGGACGGGCGGCGAGGCACGUCUCAGCGGGGGGCAGUGGCAGCCACCGCCUCCGUCCCCAUCUCUGCUCCUCCUGCCGCUUCUGCUCCUGCCACCGCCAACGAGGACGAAGAUGCUGCUGCCGCUACCUGGGGCUUGGGACUGUGAAACCUCCCGGCGGCUCAACUUGGGAAGAGAGUGAGCGCAGAGUCCCCCCCACUCCACGCCCCAGCGCUGAAAUUCCACCCCUCCAGGCAGAGUAGGGGGGCUUUGGAGCCAGACCCCCCCUCCCCACCCAACGCGCUCCCCUCUUCCCUUCCCCAUCCCCAAUCGGAUCCGUCCCGGCUCGGUGGAGGCCGGAGGAGAGACAAAUAGAGAGACACGGAGAAGAUGUGGGGUCGUCGGCUGUGAUCUGCCUCCGGAGCUGGAACAACAGCUACCCUGUCUUGGAAGUAACAUCUGCACCUAUAGACCAGGUUCUCCGUUGGCAGCAUUGCAUCUCUUGGGAGGAGGAGGAGGUGGGGGGUGUCACUUAGCGUGUUUACCGUAGAGCGCCCGGAGCCCGGCCGGCCUCCCCCUGCCUCCACGCCACCCUGACCCUCCCCCGGCCCACCCGGAAUCAUGGCAGCCGGGGUGGCCGCCUGGCUGCCCUUCGCCCGGGCGGCGGCCAUCGGUUGGAUGCCCGUGGCCUCGGGGCCCAUGCCGGCUCCCCCCAGGCAGGAGAGGAAGCGGACCCAAGACGCCCUGAUCGUCCUGAACGUGAGCGGUACCCAGUUCCAGACGUGGCAGGACACCCUGGAGCGCUAUCCCGACACCCUGCUGGGUAGCUCGGAGCGGGACUUCUUCUACCACCCCGAGUCGCAGCAGUACUUCUUCGACCGGGACCCGGACAUCUUCCGCCACAUCCUGAACUUCUACCGCACGGGGAAGCUCCACUACCCCCGGCAGGAGUGCAUCUCGGCCUACGACGAGGAACUGGCCUUCUUCGGCCUGAUCCCCGAGAUCAUCGGCGACUGCUGCUACGAGGAGUACAAGGACCGGCGACGGGAGAACGCCGAGCGCCUCCAGGACGACGCGGAGAACGAGAACACGGGGGAGAGCGCGCUGCCCUCCAUGACGGCCCGGCAGCGGGUGUGGCGGGCCUUCGAGAACCCUCACACCAGCACCAUGGCCCUGGUCUUCUACUACGUGACCGGCUUCUUCAUCGCCGUCUCGGUCAUCGCCAACGUGGUGGAGACCGUGCCUUGCGGUUCCAGCCCCGGGAGGGUCAAGGAGCUGCCGUGCGGGGAGCGCUACGCGGUGGCCUUCUUCUGUCUGGACACGGCCUGCGUCAUGAUCUUCACCGUCGAGUACCUGCUGCGCCUGGCCGCGGCCCCCAGCCGCUACCGCUUCGUGCGCAGCGUCAUGAGCAUCAUCGACGUGGUGGCCAUCCUGCCCUACUACAUCGGGCUGGUCAUGACCGACAACGAGGACGUCAGCGGGGCCUUCGUCACUUUGCGGGUCUUCCGGGUCUUCCGCAUCUUCAAGUUUUCCCGCCAUUCUCAGGGGCUGCGCAUUCUGGGCUACACUCUCAAGAGCUGUGCCUCGGAGCUGGGUUUUCUGCUCUUCUCCCUCACCAUGGCCAUCAUCAUCUUCGCCACGGUCAUGUUCUACGCGGAGAAGGGCUCCUCGGCCAGCAAGUUCACCAGCAUCCCCGCGGCCUUCUGGUAUACCAUCGUCACCAUGACGACGCUAGGGUAUGGGGACAUGGUACCCAAGACCAUAGCUGGGAAGAUUUUUGGGUCUAUCUGUUCUCUAAGUGGUGUCUUGGUCAUCGCUCUGCCCGUCCCAGUGAUUGUCUCAAACUUCAGCCGGAUCUACCACCAGAACCAACGUGCAGACAAGCGCAGAGCACAGAAGAAAGCCAGACUUGCAAGAAUCCGUGCAGCGAAGAGUGGAAGUGCGAAUGCAUACAUGCAGAGCAAACGAAAUGGUCUACUUAGCAACCAGCUGCAGCCUCCCGGUGAAGAAGAGCAGGCCUUUGUGAGCAAAUCUGGGUCUUGUUUUGAAACCCAGCACCACCACCUGCUUCACUGUCUGGAAAGAACGACGGGUUUAUCUUAUAUUGUGGAUCACCCCAUCUUAUCAAUAAGCUGUUCAACUCACAGUAAGAAUCACGAGUUUGUGGAUGAACAAGUCUACGAGGAGAGCUGCAUGGAAGUUUCUACUGUCCACCAUCCUUCAAACCAUAGCCCUUCGCUCACUUCUCAGCAAGGCGUCACCAGCUCCUGCUGCUCACGACGACAUAAAAAGACAUUCCGGAUCCCGAACGCUAAUGUCGCGGGGAGCCACCCCGGCAGCGUUCAAGAACUGAGCACCAUCCAGAUCCGGUGUGUGGAGAGGACACCUCUCUCUAACAGCCGAUCCAGUUUAAAUGCCAAGGUGGAGGAGUGUGUCAAACUAAACUGUGAGCAGCCUUAUGUGACCACAGCAAUAAUCAGCAUCCCAACACCACCGGUCACUACCCCUGAAGGGGACGACAGGCCAGACUCUCCAGAGUACUCAGGAGGGAACAUAGUCAGAGUAUCGGCUUUGUAAAACAAUUCAAACCCGGACCUCAUUGCCAGCUGGGACCGAGCUCUGGCCGGGCUCAAGAGAGGAAGAGAGAAGAAACAAGAGAUCCUUUGCAAACGGAAUGGUGUGGAAUCCAUGAUACGGAAUGUGUUGAAGACCCCCAGAUUUCAUCAUGGCGACAUGGAGUGGUGGUAGAGAAAUAAAGCAUUGGGUUUCCAAACUAAAGGAGGUGGAAAAAAAAAUGAAAAAAACCCACAAAACAAUCGUAUGACUUUUCUAUCUUUCCGAUUUGACCUGUUAUACAGCGGAAUAUCCUGGGACCCUCUGACUUUAUCAAUGAGCACAAUGAACUGUCUCCCAUUGAUGCUUCUUUGCGACAAGAACUUUUUUUUAAUAAAAUAAAAGUUUUAAAAACCUAUGGGACGUUAUGUUCCGGUUGGAUGCAAAACAAAAUGGAAAACAUUUUGAUAACGUUUUUUCCUGUUAAUUAACCAUGAACGUGACGACGACGAAGAAAAUUACGUGUUUAAAAAAAACGACAGCUCACAUAACAUGUUUGUAAUGACUGAAAGAAAAAUUCCACCUCGUUGCAUGCUGAAAUUCUUGGGAGUUGUGGUCUGAGUUUACUUAUGUUGUUUUCCGAUUAGGCAUGAUGAAAUAUAACUGUAGAUAGCUGUACAAAUAAAUUCCCUUUAGAAAUGCA
Messenger RNA from Ornithorhynchus anatinus (platypus), 3340 nucleotides. RefSeq names its product potassium voltage-gated channel subfamily D member 2 (gene KCND2). Bases 706 to 2661 code for a protein of 651 amino acids. The transcript is spliced from 8 exons. Lineage: Eukaryota; Metazoa; Chordata; Mammalia; Monotremata; Ornithorhynchidae. Gene Ontology annotation, cellular component: voltage-gated potassium channel complex; membrane. Gene Ontology annotation, biological process: protein homooligomerization; potassium ion transmembrane transport. The record is from RefSeq and is a predicted model, not a curated record. Gene Ontology annotation, molecular function: A-type (transient outward) potassium channel activity; protein binding; voltage-gated monoatomic ion channel activity involved in regulation of postsynaptic membrane potential.